Molecule: messenger RNA, 174 nt
Organism: Protopolystoma xenopodis
Lineage: Eukaryota; Metazoa; Platyhelminthes; Monogenea; Polystomatidea; Polystomatidae
Source: the annotation of a GenBank genome assembly
GUCAUCGAAGCUUAUGGUUCUACCGAGCUCGGCUGUGGUCUCACGCUGACACUUCCGGGUGAGUUUCGUGAAGGCGUCGUGGGUAUGCCGAUCAUCUGCUCUCAGGUCAAACUGGCCGAUGUUCCAGAGUUGAAUAUAUUUGUGGACAAGCUCCACUUUGGUGAAGUAAGAUGA